Molecule: messenger RNA, 1145 nt
Organism: Pelobates fuscus (common spadefoot toad)
Lineage: Eukaryota; Metazoa; Chordata; Amphibia; Anura; Pelobatidae
Gene: PRMT6
Product: protein arginine methyltransferase 6
Exons: 1
Coding region: 79-1098 (339 amino acids)
Biological process (GO): peptidyl-arginine methylation
Molecular function (GO): protein-arginine N-methyltransferase activity
Source: RefSeq, a predicted model, not a curated record
AUGUGCUAGUCAGAAUCACUGCUUGCUUUGUGCUAUACAGCAGAGAGAGUUCACACUCUAAACAGAUUCCUUGGAAGCAUGGCAUUACUCAAAAAGAGAAAGCAUGAGAAAAGUGAGCAGGACAGUGAGUACUUUCAGUGUUACUCCGAUGUCUCAAUCCACGAGGAAAUGAUUUCAGACACUGUCCGGACCAGUGCCUACAAACAGGCCAUACAAAGUAACAGUGCCCUGCGUGGGAAAACCGUUCUGGAUGUUGGUGCAGGCACUGGCAUCCUUAGCAUAUUCUGUGGCCAGGCUGGUGUGAAAAAGGUGUAUGCAGUGGAAGCCAGCAGUGUGGCCCAGCUGGCCAAUAAUGUGGUAAAACAGAAUGGCAUGGAGGGCAAGGUGGAAGUCAUUAACAGCUCCGUAGAGACCGCUGAGAUCCCUGAGCAGGUAGACGCUAUAGUCAGUGAGUGGAUGGGCUAUGCGCUAAUGUACGAAUCCAUGCUGAGUUCAGUUAUCUAUGCCAGGGACAAAUGGCUGAAACCAGGAGGCCUCAUGUUACCGAACUGCGUAGAUCUGUUUAUUGCCCCCAUUAAUGACCCGACCACAGAGAAUCGUUUGGACUUUUGGAGUGAUGUGAAACGCAUGUAUGGAGUCGAUAUGUCUUGUGUGCGGCCUUUUGCCCAAACAUGCAUCAUGAACAAGGAGAUGCAGGUAUGCUCUGUGUAUCCCGAAGAUGUCCUCUCAUUUCCUGCAAAAUUUGCCUCCCUCAAUCUUAACAGCGUCACUCUUGAAGAGACUGCGAAAAUAUAUGGUACAUUUAAAUUUAGGUGUUUUGGGUCCUCUUUUAUGCAUGGCUUUGCUGUUUGGUUUUCAGUCAUAUUUCCAGGGGAGAAAGUUGUUAAUUUAUCUACCUCUCCGUAUGGAGAAGAGACCCACUGGAAGCAAACAUUGCUGUUCCUGAACGAGGAGAUUCAAGUGGAACAGGACACUGAAAUCAGUGGAGACAUCACAAUGACACCGUCAGAAAUUAACCAUAGACAUCUACACGUUCUCCUAAACUAUAGCAUUGGGGGAAGCAUGUGCAGGACUAAGCUAUUCCAGAUGGGGAGUUAGCAUUGUAAAAAAAAUGGCUGCAUGUUGUACCUGCAUAUGGUUUUGAA